This is a messenger RNA of Diabrotica virgifera virgifera (western corn rootworm), 3613 nucleotides long. RefSeq lists its product as uncharacterized. The transcript has a single exon. Lineage: Eukaryota; Metazoa; Arthropoda; Insecta; Coleoptera; Chrysomelidae. Gene Ontology annotation, molecular function: nucleic acid binding. Bases 1302 to 2270 code for a protein of 322 amino acids. The record is from RefSeq and is a predicted model, not a curated record.
UAUUUUAUGGUAUAGAGGAAAGGCACCGAAUUUGAGACAGGCGCCUAAUUUGAGACACUUUCGUAUAUUUAUGUUAGAUAGGGUGACAUCUAGUGAAAAUAUUGAAAACUGAUCAUUCUUUACAGUAGUGGUAAGAUCUGCUUUUAGUUGGCGCUUAGAAGUGACCGUUGUUGUUUUGUCGACGUUAAUUUGAUUUACACAUUACACAAAGUUUUUUCGGAAUUUAUAAAGACUUACAAUACAUCAAGGUAAGAUGAUUACAUUUACUCCAAUAGUUUAAUAUUAGUUAAUACAUUUUAUGCAAAUUAAACGCUAAUUGUGUGGCACACAUAACCAACAAAAAUGCGUUUUAUUUUUAACGGAAAAAUCCUAAUUUGAGACACCUGUAGGUUCCAAAUUUGAGAGUGUCUCAAAUUAGGACAUUUUUAUGUAUUUUUUUUUUGUUUGUAGAUGCCGUCAAAAAAUAAAAAAUGGAACGCAAAUGAUAUGAUACAGUAAAUACAGUAAGAAAUAGAGAGACGGACUAUUUGAAGGCCUCAAAAGUUUUUGGAGUACCAAAAGGCACCUUAGAACGAUAUGUGAAAUCAGACAAGACUCCAGAAGAACUCGUCGGGAUAUCAAUCGACCUCGAUAUUCUUCCUUUGGAAUUAGAAAAUGAGUUGGUUGCGUACGCCCUAACUAUGGAGCAACGUUAUUUCGGGCUAAGAACGCGUGAUAUAAAACGACUGGCAUUUCAACUUGACAUACGAAACUCAGUACCACAUCCAUUUAGCGAAGUCAAAAAAUCAGCCGGAAAGAAAUGGUUGAGACUCUUUCUGAAAAGGCAUCCGACGCUUUCAUUGCGUACUCCUCAGAGAAUGUCAUCUGCUCGAGUAAAAUCGUUUACUCCUGAAAAUGUAUCCAAGUUCUUUGACCUGUAUGAACCAGAAUAUCUAAGCUUACUAACCCUGCACAACAUAUAUUCAAUGUAGACGAAACAGGUAUUACAAUUGUUCAGCACAAACAUAGCAAAGUCAUUUCUAUGAGAGGGAAGAAGCAGGUUUCUUCACUUACUUCAGCAGAAAGGGGCAAGCUGAUUACUAUUAUUACAUGUAUGAAUGCUGCAGGAGUUUUCGUACCACCAUUAUUAAUCUUCCCUAGAAAAAAUAUGAAAACAGAGUUGAUGCUAUUAGCUCCCACUGGAGCAGUCGCAGAAUGCCAAGUGUCAGGUUGGGUACAGGCCGAUAUUUUCACUAGAUAGCUUCAACACUUCAUAAAAUUCAGUAAACCUUCAGCUGCAGGCCCUGUUCUUCUCGUCUUUGAUGGUCACUAUUCUCAUUAGUACGAGAAACGUUGCUCUAAUAGAUUUGGCCAAACAGAAUCAUGUGACGAUUAUUUGCCUCCCACCACAUUCUACGCAUAAGAUGCAACCGUUGGAUGUUGCUUUUAUUGCACCGCUGAAAACUUACUACGCAAAAGAAAUAGAAAACUGGCUUAGAGAAAAUCAGUUGAGUGUUGUGUCGCCUCAUGCCGUUGCCAGUAUUUUUUGUAAAGCGUAUAACAAAGCUAUUUCUCACCAUAUUUUUAGGGACUUUGAAUUUGGAAUUCAAGAGCACUUGCAAACACAAAACGAAAGGGACGAACAAAUAAUAAAACCAAACCAUGAACAACCACAUCAUCCAAUGCGAGAACAUAGAACUCCUAGUCCACCACUACCUCAUCAACAACUUGUUUCUCCGAAAGACAUCUGUCCGAUCCCUACAUACAAGAGAUACACCACUAAAAAACCACAUGCCAGAUCAGGAAAGGCUUCAGUAAUUACUCUAACACCCUACAAAGAAGAAUUAGAGCAAAGUUUGCAGAAGAAAAAAGCAAAAAAACUAGUACCCCAGCUAAACUUGAAUUGUGUAUUAGCUCCAGAAAAAAACAGUUCAACAAAAAGUGUUAGAUCAGAAAAAAAAGCAACGCCCGAGGAAGAAAUAGCAGUACAUGAAGACGUAGGUCAACCUGCUACAUCUAAAGGCAAAACAUCAAGAAGGAAACGGAAAGUUUCUUCGAGUUCAAGCUCAGAUAGCAGCGAAGACUUUCCAUUAGCUGACUCAUCGUCCGACGAAAGUAGAGAAAUCGACGCGGAAUGUCUAUUUUGCACCGGCAAAUUUUCCGACGAUAGAUAUGGCGAACGAUGGACAAAGUGUUACCAAUGUGGCAGGUGGGCACAUGAAGACUGUGGAGAAAUAAAGUCCAGCACAUUUAUUUGCCUUUUCUGCGAAGGAAAGGUCUUUUUUGAAUAGUAUCUCUAAUUUUGGGGUACCUGUCUCAAGUUUGGAUUCCUGGCUAUCCCAAAUUAGGCCACCUUUUAUUUUUAAUAUUAAACGUCGCAAAAAAAAUUAAAUGUAUUUUUUUGCAAAAAGAUAUGUCUUAUUCGCUUUAUUUUUUUUUGUUGUGUUCUAGAAACAUUAAAUUUAAGUUUUCGAAAUGUUUUAAAAACUUUUGAAUAUUCUGUUUUAUAUUUGUUUUUCAAAAAAAGUUUCAUGAAGACUGUGGAGAAAUAAAGUCCAGCACAUUUAUUUGCCUUUUCUGCGAAGGAAACGUCUUUUUUGAAUAGUAUCUCUAAUUUUGGGGUACCUGUCUCAAGUUUGGAUUCCUGGCUAUCCCAAAUUAGGCCACCUUUUAUUUUUAAUAUUAAACAUCGCAAAAAAAAUUAAAUGUAUUUUUUUGCAAAAAGAUAUGUCUUAUUCGCUUUAUUUUUUUUUGUUGUGUUCUAGAAACAUUAAAUUUAAGUUUUUGAAAUGUUUUAAAAACUUUUGAAUAUUCUGUUUUAUAUUUGUUUUUCAAAAAAAGUUUCUCAAAUUUGGUGCCUUUCCUCUACCUAGUAAGCUCGGAAAUCGGCUAGAAAAUUUACACCGAAUAUAACAAAAUUCAGUUCGGCAACAUUGUGUGAAAAUACCAAGUCUUAUUGGAUAUCAACAGACACAUAAUUUAGUCCAGGCAAAUUAAUAUAAUUUUACAAAGAAAAAUGAGAUGUUUUAACCAAAUAAUGUCUCAAAUAUAAUCUGCAAAAUAAUUUUGAAUACGUUUCCGCUAAUAACUUUUUUUGUCCUUAAAAGUAGAAAAAAAAAGUUUAAUUUCUCUUGCUUAAAAUCUAUCGUCUCAUUAUAACUACUGUACUAAUAAUUAACUAUUUUCAAUGGAAAUAAGCCCCAAUUUUACCAAAAAAAUGAUUUUAUUAACGUUUCGACGCCCAAGUCGGGUGUCGUUGUCAAAAUACAAAAUAAUACUAAAUUAAACAAAAUUGUUGUUGCUUAGCAAAAAAUUCUUCUAAUAAUUUAUUUAAUCUGACUCAUUUAUAUCGGCAAUUCAUACAUGUAUUAUACAUUUUAAAGUAGAAGACUUUAAAAUGGUAUUGCCAAUAUUGAUGAAUUGCGUUCCUGGGACGAUUUUACUAAAAGAUAGUUCAUUCGAUUACAUGAAAUCAACCCAACUCAAGAAUAUCCGCCACAAAAAAUCAUAGCAUGUGAUCUGUCUUUAAAAAGACAACUAAAUGCAACGGUGACAGUAAAAUUCUCGCUCUAGAGAUUCCAUAGUAAAUCACGAGGGAAAACCAGGAAAAAACUUCGUGAUACUAUCCCGACAU